Molecule: messenger RNA, 993 nt
Organism: Geodia barretti
Lineage: Eukaryota; Metazoa; Porifera; Demospongiae; Tetractinellida; Geodiidae
Source: the annotation of a GenBank genome assembly
AUGUCCAUCUUUCUCAUCGGAGUGGAUCAGAUGAUGGGAUCCAUCCAUUUCGGCGACCGAGUUGCAUGGAUCUGGCGUUCUAAUGCCCAUCAUAACCUGCUCCUUAUUGCGCUGAUUGCAGCGGCAAUCCUUCUGAUUCGAUACGCCUCGCGUCAGGAGUAUUGGCGAAAUGCUGCACGUCAGGUCCGCGGGCGUCGGUUGGCGAUGGUCUCCUUUGCUAUCCUAUCGGUCUAUGUAUUGGCUGGAUUGCUCGAUAGCAUCCGUUGGGGUGAUCCGGUGUUGAACCCCGAUGGGAAACUGGUUCGCAACGAAGUGGGCGGACUCAUCUAUUCCCCACGCAGCACAAUCCAACAACCGGAUGGACGCGUCUCCCGCGAGUAUCCGGCACUGCAACACCCACGUUCACACCUCUUUGGGACGGACAAGGUCGGCACCGAUGUCUUCUACCGCGCGCUUAAAGGGAUUCGGACAGCGUUAAUCAUCGGUGGGUUCACAACGCUGACCGCGAUCCCGUUCGCGCUCUGUUUCGGCGUGGUCGCUGGCUAUUUCGGCGGUCGGGUCGAUGACAUCGUUCAGUAUAUCUACUCCACCCUCGCCUCAAUUCCAAGCAUUCUCUUGAUCGUCGCAUUUAUGCUCCUGUUUGGACACGGCUUAUUUAACCUCUGUCUCAUCUUGGGGAUCAGCAGUUGGACGGGGCUGUGUCGGCUGCUGCGCGGCGAGACCCUCAAGCUGCGGGAGUUAGAAUAUAUCCAAGCCGCAGAAGCCUUCGGCAUCGGCGUGGAUCCGACGACGGGCAGUUGGGGCAACAUGAUCAACACCGCCCGUUUGGAGUUAGCACGGGAUCCGGUGGUCUGGUGGAAUCUCAUCGCCGCGUUUCUGUUUAUGUUUGGGCUGGUGCUACCGGCAAAUCUAUUUGGGGAUGCGGUUCGUGAUGCGUUGAGAUCCGCGCCUACGAACGGAGUAGAAAAGGGAGAGGAAAAAUGGAAGCUAUAA